AUGGGGUUUUCUCAAAAAUGGGUGUGUGGUUUGGCCCUUCUCAUGAUCUUGGUGUUGAAUUUGAGUGGAGAGAUUCUUGGUGAUGAAAGAGUUGACAAGGAGGGUUGGAGAGAGGACGAUUGCAGGUAUAGCCGGCGCGGCUGCUACGGCCGUGGGAGGGGCGGAGGUUAUGGUGGGGGACGUGGAGGAGGCGGAGGCCUUGGUGGUGGACGUGGUGGUAGUGCAGGAGGAGGCGGAGGCCUUGGUGGUGGAGGUGGAGGUGGACUAGGUGGUGGUGGUGGAGUUGGAGGGGGUGGUGGACUUGGUGGAGGAGGAGGAGGAGGAGGAGUAGGGGGAGGUUCCGGGAGUGGAGGAGGAUUUGGAGCUGGAGGUGGGGUUGGUGGGGGUGCCGGUGGAGGAGGAGGUCUUGGAGGGGGUGGAGGAGGAGGACAAGGUGGUGGAGGCGGGAUCGGGGGUGGUUCUGGCUCGGGUGGAGGGUUUGGAGCGGGAGGUGGUGUUGGAGGCGGAGCGGGUGGAGGUGGAGGUCUUGGAGGGGGUGGAGGAGGAGGACAAGGUGGAGUAGGUGGAGGAGGUGGUGGUGGGGGUGGAGGCGGAGGUGGAGGAGGUGGUUUAGGGGGAGGAUCUGGCCAUGGUAGUGGAUUUGGUGCCGGUGGAGGUGUUGGUGCCGGAGGUGUUGGCGGUGGUGGAGGUGGAGGCGGAGGAGGUGGUGGCGGUGGAGGAGGAGGUUUAGGUGGUGGUUCGGGGCAUGGUGGUGGGUUCGGUGGUGGUGCUGGUGGAGGAUUAGGAGGCGGAGCUGGUGGUGGCCUAGGAGGUGGAGCUGGCGGAGGGCGCGGUGGAGGAGUUGGUGUAGGUAUCGGCAUUGGGAUUGGCGUGGGAGUAGGUGGUGGUUCCGGCUCAGGCACCGGCGUUGGGGUAGGCAGCGGCUCCGGCGGUGGAGGUGGCCGAUGA
Messenger RNA from Salvia miltiorrhiza (redroot sage), 948 nucleotides. Its product is annotated as glycine-rich cell wall structural protein 1-like. NCBI's taxonomy places the organism in Eukaryota, Viridiplantae, Streptophyta, Magnoliopsida, Lamiales, Lamiaceae. The record is from RefSeq and is a predicted model, not a curated record. Bases 1 to 948 code for a protein of 315 amino acids. The transcript is spliced from 2 exons.